CAGCCGCCGCACGAUGCCGGGGCCCCGCGGGCUCUGCCUGCUCGCCCUGCUGCUGGGCAGCCCCGCGGCCCCGCGGCCAGACAGCGGCUCGGGAGCAGCGCUGGUCCCUGCCAGCCCGGACCCUCUCGCCGCGGAUGAGCUGGGGGAGAAGACAGCCCAUGGAGCCGGGGAGCAGGGACACGCCAUGGGUUCAGCCGGAGCCAGGGAGCUGGGACACGCCACUGCCCUCAACCUGCUGCCGGCCCUGGAGGACGGCACCGAGCCGGCAGCGGAGGAGCCGGCGCCGCUGGUGCAGGGCCCCGCGCUGCCAGCGCCCACCACGGCCCCGGAUGCUGCUGUGAAACAGACGUUCCCUGUUAAGAAAAAGCCGCCCACUCCGAAGCACCCAAAUGCAGCGAGGAAGCACCCGAGGCCCAAGGCUGCCCCGCCGGGGUCCCCCCGGGCUGCCUCCCCGGCCAGCCCCAUGCACCCCAGGCUCCCCACUGCCUCCCAGGAGCCGCGGGCAGCAGCCGGGGAUGGGGACACCGAGCAGGGCCCCACCGAGCUGCCCUGGGGGGGCCGGGCCACCACCAGCCGCCCUGUGCUGCAGAUCUCCCCGUCCACCCUGCCACCGACAGCACCGUGGCACCUCACUGACAGCGCCGGUGAUGCCGGCAGCGCUCCCACCGCGGCUCCCACCCGGGAUGCUGGUAACCAGACUGAGAGCUCAGAGACAGAGGUGCACACGGCAGAGGAGAGCCAAGAAACCACCACAUCCACCAUCAUCACCACCACCGUCAUCACCACAGAGCCCACCCCGGUCCUCUGCAGCAUGAGCUUCCACGACCCCGAGGGCUACAUCGACUCCACAGACUACCCACCACUGCCCCAGCACAGCUACCUGGAGUGCACCUACAACGUCACCGUCUACACCGGCUACGGCGUCGAGCUGCAGGUGAAGAGCGUGAACCUGUCGGACGGGGAGGUGCUCUCCAUCCGCGGCGUGGACGGCAAUGCCCUCGUGGUCCUGGCCAACCAGACGCUGCUGGUGGAGGGCCAGGUGAUCCGCAGCCCCACCAACACCAUCUCCGUCUACUUCCGCACCUUCCAGGACGAGCUGGUGGGGACCUUCCAGCUCCACUACCAGGUGUUUAUGCUGAGCUGCAACUUCCCACGGAGGCCCGACUUCGGAGACGUCACCGUGAUGGAUUUGCACUCGGGGGGAGUUGCUCAUUUCCACUGCCACCUGGGCUACGAGCUGCAGGGUCCCAGGGUGCUGACGUGCAUCAACGCGUCGAGGCCGCACUGGAGCAGCCCGGAGCCCAUCUGCUCAGCGCCCUGCGGCGGGACGGUCCGGAACGCCACCAUCGGCCGCGUCCUCUCGCCCAGCUACACUGGGAACCAGUCGAGCAGCAUGUACUGCGUGUGGGCCAUCAGGGCCCCCCCGGGCCAGAAGCUGCACCUCCACUUUGAGAAGCUGCUGCUGACAGAGAGGGACAGGAUGGUGGUGUACAGCGGGGACACGAACCAGUCCGCGGUCCUCUACGACUCGCUGCGUGCCGACAGCGUGCCCUUCGAGGGGGUGAUCAGCGACGGCUCCUCCAUCAGGAUCGACUUCCUGGCCGAGGAGCCCGCAGCUGCCACGGCUUUCAACAUACGCUUCGAAGCCUUCGAGCGGGGCCACUGCUACGAGCCCUACAUCCAGAACGGGAACUUCACCACCUCGGACCCCACCUACAACCUGGGCACCACGGUGGAGUUCACGUGCGACCCCGGGCACUCCCUGGAGCAGGGUCCUGCCGUCAUCGAGUGCGUCAACAUGCGGGACCCGUACUGGAACGACACGGAGCCGCUGUGCCGAGCCACGUGCGGGGGGGAGCUGACUGCUGUGGCCGGCGUGAUCCUGUCCCCAAACUGGCCGGAGCCCUAUGCGGAGGGGGAGGAUUGCAUCUGGAGGGUCCACGUUGGUGAGGAGAAGAGGCUGUUCCUGGACAUCCAGCUCCUGAACCUCACCAACAGCGACAUCCUCACGGUUUACGACGGGGACGAGCUCACCGCGCGCAUCCUGGGCCAGUUCGUGGGCAGCAGCGGCCCGCAGAAGCUCUACUCCUCCAGCCCCGACCUCACCAUCCAGUUCCACUCGGACCCGGCCGGGCUCGUCUUCGGGAAGGGGCAAGGAUUCAUCAUGAACUACAUCGAGGUGUCCCGCAACGACUCCUGCUCCGACCUGCCCGAGAUCCAGAACGGCUGGAAAACCACAUCACACACGGAGCUGGUGAGAGGGGCCAAGAUCACCUACCAGUGCGACCCGGGCUACGACAUCGUGGGCAGCGACACCCUCACCUGCCAGUGGGACCUCAGCUGGAGCAGCGACCCCCCCUUCUGCGAGAAGAUCAUGUACUGCACGGACCCGGGGGAGGUGGAGCACUCGACCCGGCUCAUCUCCGACCCGGUGCUGCUGGUGGGGACCACCAUCCAGUACACGUGCAACCCCGGCUUCGUGCUGGAGGGCAGCUCCCUGCUGACCUGCUACAGCCGUGAGACCGGGACGCCCAUCUGGACCUCACGGCUCCCGCACUGUGUCUCCGAGGAGUCGCUGGCCUGCGAUAACCCAGGACUGCCGGAGAACGGCUACCAAAUACUUUACAAGCGCCUCUACUUGCCAGGAGAGUCGCUGACCUUCAUGUGCUAUGAGGGCUUUGAACUCAUGGGGGAGGUGACCAUCAAAUGCAUCCUGGGGCAGCCGUCCCACUGGAGCGGACCCCUGCCCAUCUGCAAAGUGAAUCAAGACAGCUUUGAACACGCUCUGGAAGUAGCAGAAGCUGCUGCAGAGACAUCGCUGGAGGGAGGAAACAUGGCCUUAGCCAUAUUCAUCCCGGUGCUGAUCAUCUCCUUGCUGCUGGGAGGAGCCUACAUCUAUCUCACAAGGUGUCGGUACUACUCCAGCCUCCGCCUGCCCCUCAUGUACUCCCACCCCUACAGCCAGAUCACGGUAGAAACGGAGUUCGACAACCCCAUCUAUGAGACAGGGGAAACAAGAGAAUACGAAGUUUCGAUAUAAGGACAGUGGUAAGAGUCUCUGGCUGCGAACUUACUGUGCUCUCAUAGACCUUCCUCAGUAACUAAUCCAGAGCCCACGUGGAGUUUGGUUGGACCCCUGGACCUGCUGUUGUCUUUCCUUUUGCCUCUUUCUGGAAGAUUUUACUGUUUUCUUCACUGUAUUUAUUCUAUUUAAGCUGGGGUAGGUGUGCUGCAGAGCCCGGGCGCAGGCAGCAGCGGGGCAGGGCUGGGUCCAGCGAGGCCAGGGCAGUGUGAGGGGCUCCCACCGCGUCCCCCAGCGCGGGGACACAUCCCCUGGCUCUGUUCACACACACACAGAGCGGGGUUAUCGCGGUUCUGGUGUCAGAAUUAAACCCGUCUCCAUCGCAGGAGCCCGCAGCCCACUGCAGGGAGCCCAGGUUUGCCACGGGGUCCCGCAGCCCUCCCCACCCCGCGGCUCCCAGCUCCCCUCUGCCCGAGCAGGGGCCGCAGUGGGUUGUGUGCCAGCAGCACGGGGACCGUCCUGGCUGUGGGAGCAGAGCGGGGCUCAGGACCGCUGCCGGCCGGCACAGGGGUGGCCUGGCACGCACUCCGUACGUCUCGCUUUGCUUUCCCUGCUUCGCUUUGGAUGCCGGAGAGGCGGCGGGCCGGGAGUCCCAGCCCUACGGAGAGGCACUAAGCAGUGAGCCCAGCAGCCCGGAGCCAUGGGGAGCUCACACAGUGAAGGGGAGCUCUGCAGCCUGUGCCUCUUCAGCCACGCUCGCCAUGACCCUUGCCAUGAGAACCCAGCGGUCUCCCCUUACCCCUCGGUAGCAUCUCAGGGUAAGCAGGAUGGGCUACAGGGGGGUCCCCAGCGUGCAGGUGGUGGUGCCGGGCGGGCACCAAGGCAGUGCAGCCCACCCAGGGCUCUGUAGCUCCCACCUGAAGCCCCCAUGCUGGGGCUCAUGGUGGGACAGGCAAUGGAGAGGGGAUGGAAAUGGAGGUUAUUGGGGCAGGAAGGGCAGGCAGUGCCUGGCUCUGGCACAGACCAGCCCGUGGGGAGCAGGACAGGCAGGGAUCAGCCCCUCAAAGCAGGUCCCACCACAGACAAGCCCCAGUCGGAGCCUCAGCACCCCCUGCACUCUCCCAAUGCCUUCACCCCUGCCAGAGCCAGGCACCACAGGGCUGCCUCCCAUCCCUGUGGACCCCUAAGGGCCACCUCCUCCCCAGGCCCCCCAUGCCACCAACCUCCAUAGCCAGGCCCUGGGGAGGGCAGCGAAGCCACCACCGUGUCCUGGGCUGCCGGUGCCUCUCCUUUGCCCCUGUAGAACAGCAAUUGCAACCACGGGAGGCUGGUUUAGUUCCGGGGUGGUUCGUGCAUCUCUGCAGUGUACAGCUGAGACUGAGGGGUGGUUUUUUCCUUUAAAAACAAUGAAUGUGUGUUUGUAAUUUGUAAAGGUUAAAAAAAAAAAAAAGGAAAAAAAAAGAAAAAACGUGCCAAAAAUGUACGAAGCAUUUCAUUUCCCUUCAUACAGGUCUGUUUUUAUAAGAACAAUGUGAAAAUUGCUGGGAUUAAAUAUUUUUGAACAUGA
This is a messenger RNA of Pezoporus flaviventris, 4589 nucleotides long. It is a transcript of the gene SEZ6L, whose product is annotated as seizure related 6 homolog like. The coding region runs from base 14 to 3040 and encodes 1008 amino acids. NCBI's taxonomy places the organism in Eukaryota, Metazoa, Chordata, Aves, Psittaciformes, Psittacidae. Gene Ontology annotation, cellular component: neuronal cell body; endoplasmic reticulum. The transcript has 17 exons. Gene Ontology annotation, biological process: synapse maturation. The record is from RefSeq and is a predicted model, not a curated record.